Molecule: messenger RNA, 1663 nt
Organism: Helianthus annuus (common sunflower)
Lineage: Eukaryota; Viridiplantae; Streptophyta; Magnoliopsida; Asterales; Asteraceae
Product: putative GPI-anchor transamidase
Exons: 11
Coding region: 168-1370 (400 amino acids)
Biological process (GO): protein localization to cell surface; proteolysis; attachment of GPI anchor to protein
Cellular component (GO): GPI-anchor transamidase complex
Molecular function (GO): GPI-anchor transamidase activity
Source: RefSeq, a predicted model, not a curated record
AAAGUUAAAGCAAUAUAAAAGUUGUUCAGGAAGAUUAGUUCUUCAGAAAUUUCUGUAAAAAAAUGGAUGUCUAAUCUUUUCUUUGAAUGGUGUUCAAACAAAACGAAAAAUCAAAGCUACAGCAGAUUUGUUUCUAAAAACUUGAACAGAUCUCGAACAAGAAGAAGAUGAGGAAUCGAGAGAUAAACAACUUUCUCAUAUUAACAACACUACUAGUGAUUACGUUAUCACUCUCAUCUUCUUCAAUCACUCAUGCCGCUGUGCACACCAACAAUUGGGCUGUUCUGGUUUGCACAUCUCGCUUCUGGUUCAAUUAUCGACAUAUGGCAAACACUUUAUCCCUGUAUAGGACUGUGAAACGACUAGGAAUACCUGAUGAGAGGAUCAUUCUUAUGUUAGCUGAUGACAUGGCUUGUAAUGCUCGCAACAAAUACCCUGCACAAGUUUUUAAUAAUGAGAACCAUAGGCUUAAUUUGUAUGGAGAUAAUGUUGAGGUAGACUAUAGAGGUUAUGAAGUGACAGUUGAAAACUUUUUGCGGGUUUUAACGGGCCGCCAUGAAAAUGCUGUACCAAGAUCCAAACGUCUCUUGAGUGAUGAAGGAAGCCACAUACUGCUAUACAUGACAGGACAUGGUGGAGAUGAAUUCUUGAAGUUUCAGGACUCGGAAGAACUUCAGAGUCAUGAUUUGGCUGAUGCAGUCAAACAGAUGAAAGAAAAGCGUAGGUUCAAGGAACUGUUGAUUAUGGUAGAUACUUGUCAAGCUGCAACGCUCUUUUCGCAGCUUCAAUCACCCGGUGUUUUGGCUAUUGGAAGUAGCAUGAAAGGGGAAAACUCGUAUUCACAUCACUUGGAUUCUGAUGUUGGUGUCUCAGUUGUGGAUCGGUUCACGUUUUAUACCUUAGCUUUCUUUGAGAGGCUAAAUAUGUAUGACAAUGCAUCAUUAAGCAGUCUUUUCAGCUCAUUUAACCCAAAUUUGUUGAUGUCGACUGCGUAUUAUCGAACAGAUCUAUACCAAGAACAAGUAGAGAAGGUACCUGUGACAAAUUUCUUUGGUUCGGUCAUGAAAACGAUCCACACAGAUUCUGCUUACAGAGGAACCUCAGGUAAAGACAGCAGCCGGGUCAAAUAUGAUGUGAUAUCCGGUCAAUCAGACGAUGUGGACGCUCGAAGAAUGACAAGCUCAGAUCCCGAGAAACAAGGUGAUCAUCCAGAUAUAAAAUUGGUCAAAGGUGGAGGCUGUCCUCAUGCGGAUUGGUGGAAUGCCAUCGUUGAGAAGUUUCAAGGUAUUAAAAAUGGUGACAUGAUUGUGAAUUACGGCUUGGUUGGAAUGUUGACUUUGGUGGCAGUUUCUACUUGGCAGUCAUCAUAAAGGUGAUGCAAAAACCAGUUAAAGAGAGAAUCUGAGCUGCUUUCAAGCAAUGGGUACUGUCAAGAACGUCCAGUUAGAAAAAUACGGCCAAAUUUGCUGACUUGAAUUUUGACUUUUGAUAGUCUACUACUUUAUAUGUUUAGAUUUUCACAAAGAAACAUAGACUUUGGGUGAAGGAAGCAUACAAUUGAAAUUAUUCAUACAAUCACGGUUUACUAAACCCAAUGUAAUGGCGGGUUCAUUAAUGUGACUCGUUAAACAUUAGGUUACGUAUGAUGUCUGUUCAUAUGGAA